Messenger RNA from Megalobrama amblycephala (Wuchang bream), 2353 nucleotides. Its product is annotated as trace amine-associated receptor 4-like. The record is from RefSeq and is a predicted model, not a curated record. The transcript has a single exon. Gene Ontology annotation, molecular function: trace-amine receptor activity. Gene Ontology annotation, biological process: G protein-coupled receptor signaling pathway. The coding region runs from base 186 to 1205 and encodes 339 amino acids. Gene Ontology annotation, cellular component: membrane. NCBI's taxonomy places the organism in Eukaryota, Metazoa, Chordata, Actinopteri, Cypriniformes, Xenocyprididae.
UCUGAGUUUAGAGAGUUAAACUAAAUGGCCAUGUAGUAUAUAUAUAUAUCUAAACCUUUCUUUGGAUAUUGGUCUUUUGCAAAAACUAUCAUUUACAAAAUUAUUUUGAUUAUACUUAUGUUUAUGAUUGCUUGCCUUUUUACAGUUACAGGGAAAAUCAUCUCAGCAUCUCCGGAGCAGACGUGAUGACUUCAAAUGAAACUGACAAUGAGAAUGUGUUUCUCUGCUAUCCACUCCGGUCGGACUCCUGUCCAAAAGUACAACGUUUUACUGUAGUUAAAGUGGCAAUGUAUGCUUUCUUGAUGCUGAUUAUCCUCACAACAGUUUUUGGGAAUCUGCUGAUCAUCAUCUCCAUCUCUCACUUCAAACAUCUGCAGUCUCCAACUCAUCUGAUCGUUCGCUCUCUGGCUGCCAGUGAUUGUCUGCUGGGCUCUUUUGUCAUGCCGCACAGCAUGGUGCGAUCUGUUGAAGGCUGCUGGUAUCUGGGAGAUUUUGUGUGUAAAGUGCAUUCUAGUUUAGACACGACCUUCUGUAUCUCUUCCAUGCUGCAUCUCAGUUUAAUAUCUGUUGACAGGUACUGGGCCAUUUGUGAUCCUUUAAGGUACAAAAUGAGGGUCACAAACAACACUGUGACUGUAUUUACAACCUUCACAUGGCUGUUUGCAUUUGUGUACAGCUUUUAUGUUGUGUUUUCAGGGGUGAACACUAUUGGCCUGGAGUCGUUUAUCAUGCAGGUUUACUGUGUGGGAAGUUGUGUUCUGUUUUUUAACAAACAGUGGGGUCUUAUAUGUCCAAUUGUCACAUUCUUCCUUCCCGGAACAAUCAUGACCUCUCUGUAUAUGAAAAUCUUCCAUGUUGCAAGAAAACAUGCAAAGGUUAUGUCAGAAAGAGUGACAGCAGGAGGGUUGAAGAGCCAACGCUCUGCACACAGAGAAGGAAAAGCAGCAAAAAUUUUGGCCAUUGUUAUUGGUGUUUUUCUGUUUUGCUGGCUGCCUUUUUUCAUUGUUAAUGCUCUCAACCCCUUUUUCAAUUUUUUUACACCAGCUGAUAUUUUUGAUGCUGUAAUUUGGUUUGCAUAUUUUAACUCCACCUGUAACCCCUUGAUUUAUGGAUUUUUCUACCCUUGUUUUCAGAAUGCAUUUAAGAUUCUUAUAUCCACUUAUAUCUGUGGCAUCAAGGAUUCAAACACCUUGAAUUUUGAAUGAAUACAACAAGCACGCUUAUUUUGAGCAUCACAAUGAUUUUUUUUUGUAAUUCUUUUUAGUUCAUAUAUGCUGAAGCCAUUUUGCAAAUAUACUUUCUUAUGAAAAGCGAUCUUUACAUUUUGUAAUCUGGUGGAAAAGAGGGGCUCAAACAUGGCAUGCAGGUCUAAAAUUAAUGUUCAAAAAACCCUUUUUUAAAAAUAGACAUUUUCGGAGAAAUUUGCUUGUACUGUGUUUAGAAAAAUAUAUUUCAAUAGAAUUAAAAUCUAAAUAGCCUCCAUUUUUGUGACAUUAAUAUGUUAAAUAUGUUUAAUACAUUAAACUCACAUUUUAAUAGAUUUAUUCAUAUUUUGGCAGUUUAUUUGAUUUAAAUUUCCUGAUUUGCAUCCAGGAUUUGGAUUCAAUAUAUUAUUGAACAUUAAUGGAGCAUUGUGUGGGAAAGGAAAUCAUAAAGUUGUUUAAAAAUCAUAUAAAUGUAUGAGGUGGUGAGGAGCACACUCAGUGUAAAUAGACUCAUACAGGCCCUAUAGGCUCAUAUAGGGCCCCAGUUUAGCUAAAUGUAAAAAAAAUCCCAGUUUUAUGAUUUAUUCGUAUUUAACUGUUGUUUAGACACAAGUCAAAUUUCAAGUCUGUUUUAUUAUUAAAUUUCUUACAUUAUUAUGUUAGUCCAUUCUGAAGUCUGUUAUUGCCUACAGGUCACUUUAUAUACAGUAUAAUAUUUUCUCCCUCAAUGUUUAUUUUUAUCAGAAUGUGAAUAACAUGGAAUGACAUCUAUAAAUGUCAUUAAUAAAUGUUACUAGCCAACCAAUAACAGGAACGCCCACCACUGACUAAUAACAGAGCGUGUUCACUGGUGCGGAGCGAGCGGAACAGAGCGAGUGUUUUCAAAUAAUUCCUUUUGAAGUUGAACUUCACUGUGAAUUAUGAGAUCGACAGCGGACCUGUGUGGUAACAAAUCAGGUCCUCCCUUGAAAUAUAUAUCAUGUUGCUGUGUCUCUGGCAUUGCAAACUGGGCUCACGCCAAGCAAUGAGGAUUGCCAGGUCCCAGGAAAAGUUUCAGCCCGAAGCUGACUGAAACUCCAUACAAAAAAGGAAUGAAAACUUGCUUACUUUUUAACUCACUGUAGUCUGUACACAUCAUCAAAAUAAUA